Messenger RNA from Eufriesea mexicana, 1058 nucleotides. Its product is annotated as MICAL-like protein 1. The coding region runs from base 1 to 1017 and encodes 338 amino acids. The transcript is spliced from 6 exons. NCBI's taxonomy places the organism in Eukaryota, Metazoa, Arthropoda, Insecta, Hymenoptera, Apidae. The record is from RefSeq and is a predicted model, not a curated record.
AUGGUACAUGAAUAUCCUACUAACCUAAGAUUAAAUAAUGGAAGUAAUUUAGAUGCAUCUACACAUACAACACCUAGAUCACGUAAAGCAAAACCAGCUCCACCAGUUCCAACUACCUCAAAUUUUGAAGAGUGUUCUAUGAAUGAUUCGUACGAUACAAGUAAGGAACGUAACAUAUGGGAAGAUCAAAAGAUUAACAAAGACGAAAAGAAUAGGAACAAACAAAGUUUCACGCACAUGUCGUACGGGGAAAAUUUCCAUUGUAAACCAUACGUAGACAAAAGUAUCGAAGGGAAAUGGAAACGAAAGAAGGGACCUGCUCCACUUUGUCCAAUGCCAUGUAGAAGAAAAAUAAAAGUAAUGUCUCUUAAAGACGUUAAAUUGGAGUUGGAUGAAAUAGAAUUACAACAGCAAGGGUUAGAAAAACAAGGUGUACGAUUGGAACAGUUGAUAAGGAGUAAAUGUGAGUCCGGAUCCAGAUCUAAUGAUGUUUCCCUUGGAACAGACGUCGAAGAAUUAGUUUUAGAGUUAUUUGCAUUGGUAAACGAGAAGAAUGAGUUAUUUAGACGCCAGGCUGAACUGAUGCUACUUCGAAGGCAGCAGAGAUUAGAAGAAGAACACGCUGAAGUAGAAUUCCAAAUUCGAUGUUUAAUGACUCAACAUGAAUCAACUAAAACGGAUUUUGACAAACAAAGGGAAGAAGCAUUGAUACAAAGGUUGGUAGAAAUUGUUGAAAAACGAAAUGAAAUUGUGGAUUGUUUAGAAAUGGAUCGUCGUAGAGAAAUUGAAGAAGAUCGGAGUAUACACCAUCACAUGGAUUUAUUUGCUGCCAGGAAUAAAAAUGAGUCGUCUAGUAAUGAUAUCAAUAUAUCUGAAAAGAAGAAACGGAAGCAAAACAAACAAAAGGAGAAAGUAAAGGACAGAAAAUUGAAGAAGACGUUGAAAAAGGAUAUUGAUAAGGACGUAGAUGAAAUCGAAUUAACACUUAAACGACAUAAUAAACGUAAAUGGUUUUAACUUACAUUAUUGUGUUAAGUAAACAUUAUCAUGUAAGUUAC